CUCAACCAUACGUUAGCUCUCCGUUUUCCCCGCAUUUUUUUUGCAAGAACUCGACGAGAUGGGAUGGAGAGGGAUGGCAAGCUGUGGGGAUAGGAAAAGCAAGGGAGAGGAGGGAAGAGGAAACAGGUGACAAAAGGGGAUGAAAAUUGUGUAUCGGAGGAGAGAAGGAAGAUCUGCGACGGCAACUAAGGAAUUAGGGUGGAGUCGUGGGACGUUGCGGUUGCAGUGGGUGACUUGGGUAUGUGGCGGAGGCUGGCAAAGAGAAUAGAUUUUGGUAGAGGGUUCUGUGUGCCCUUUUUCAAAUCAAAUGACUGGCAAACAACAAUUCAUUUAUCAAGCCAAGCAAAUGGUGCAAAGAAGCUGGAGUUCAGCAAAAACAUUUAUAGUCAUGGGAUUUCUCCGCUGUUGAGUGUGUUGUUCAGAAGCCAUUGCAAAGAAAAACCACACAUACAGAGACUACUAGGAUUCCUUCUGUUGAUUCAAGAUGCUUGCUAAGAUGUGUGCUUUCUCUUUUGCUUGAAUAGACUGGUUUCUCUACCCUCAACCGUAAGUGCAAGCAUUACUGUUCCAUAGUAGAAAUGGUUGUUAAUAGUAGGAAAAGUGGCUGAUGUAAAUGAUUGUGGUGAUCCUUUUUUUGUUGGUUGUGAGCCUGAACAUGUUAACAGUCUAUUUUCUGUUCUGAAGGAGCAAAAUCAUGUCGUUCAAGAUUUAACUGCUAAGUCCAUAUUUGCUCAGGUUACAUUUUUUUUUUUUUUUGUUUAAUUCCUUUAUUCAUUUUUAAAAUAUUUUAAAAGAAAGUGUGAUGAAAUGAUUCUAUUCUUAUAUUUUAGUACUAUUUUUUUUUUCAUUCUAUUUUUUGCUCUUUAAGAAUUGUAUUUACUUGGGAUCACUACAACAGCUCAUUAGUCUUUCUAGCACAGAGACAGUGGGGCCUACAAUAUCUUCCUCAUCUGAAUGCGAGGUUUUCAAAGUUUAGCAUGAGUUCUUCAAACAUUAGCAAUAUCUUACCUUCAAGGAUCCUUCCUGUUUUGAUGUGUUUGGAAGAUGGUAUCCCUUUUUGCACAUAAAAGUGUUUCUUUGAUUUUCAAGCAUUGUCCUAAGUAUCCUUUUUUUUUUUUUUCUUUUCUUUUUCGUGCUUCGAUUUUGAUUCUCUCGAUGUUUCUAAGAUGGACCAAUCUGUUCUGCGACAGUCCCCUAAUGCUCUCAAAGAGAGUUUAGGGUUCAGGCCCCACUGGUAAGCCCUAACCUCUUCUUUUUCCAAUUCACUUCUCCUGAUGUUUACAAAAAAUGUGAGAUUUAACAGCUUCAAGUUGGUGAAUUUGUCACCAAUGUGCUAUCUUUGAAGGAAUUUCACAAAUUUUGAUGAGCACAAGUGUUUGAGACCUGUCCUUUUUGUGAUUUCUUGCAUGUUCUGUUUCUAGGAUUUUGUUUUUGAGGUUCAAGAUACCCAACCAGGUGAGCAAUUUUUGCUAAUUAUGCAUUUUAGACUUUUGAGAGGCAUUGUGCUUGAGAAUUGGUUGUUUUUUGAAAUUAUUUUCCUCCUUGAGUGUACGGUUUUCUUGAGUUUUAAAGUACCCAUGUGAUGACUGAUUUCUUGAGUGUCUAGAAAUUCUGAAUUUUUCUGGAUAAAUGAAUAAUAACCUUACUAUCACGCAACACGCAUGAUACUCUACGGGGAAUGAAUUGGCCUAUCAAAACAGCCAAAAUAAGGAAAGGAAAAGUAGAACAAAAGCUGCAACAACCUGAUCUGACAGCCACUGAAAGCUUAAUGUGGGAGGUUGUGAAGAGCAUACAUAAUGACAAUUCCAAUUUGUGGACAAUUGAAUGUCAAGGAGCUGGACAAUCUGAGCGAUAAAGAAUUGCACAACUGCAGAAUCAGUUAAAUGAAUGGAUAAUAUUGGUUAAGGAGGAAAAGUUAAGAUAAAGUUUCAUGUAAAUAUUAACAGAAUUCUCUAGUAUUAUCUGAAUUCUAUGCAUUUCCUCUUUAUCCCUCCUUUAUCUUUCAGUUCUAUUUCUUGUUGGUAAACUUAUAAUAUUCAGAUCUAUCUAGUCUAGGAGACCUUGAUUAAGAAACUUAAUAUCAUCUGUUUGGUAUAGAUUGAAAUAAUCAAUUUUUCACUUU
This is a messenger RNA of Rubroshorea leprosula, 2122 nucleotides long. NCBI's taxonomy places the organism in Eukaryota, Viridiplantae, Streptophyta, Magnoliopsida, Malvales, Dipterocarpaceae. The record is from the annotation of a GenBank genome assembly.